Molecule: messenger RNA, 1122 nt
Organism: Necator americanus (New World hookworm)
Lineage: Eukaryota; Metazoa; Nematoda; Chromadorea; Rhabditida; Ancylostomatidae
Exons: 8
Coding region: 1-1122 (373 amino acids)
Source: RefSeq, a predicted model, not a curated record
AUGACGUUUGACAUCAUAGAGGCGUGCAACUGUAUGCGGAAAGCUCAGGACAACUGCGGAUUCCAGUUGGCGACAUCUCGACGUGAAGCACAAACGCGGUUAGGAUACAUCCUCGAUGAUCCUGACUUUGGACGAGUGGCGUACACUAUUUCUAUUCUCCUCAUGUUCUCACUACUCAUACUUCUUCUGAUGAUAAGAUCGAUAAAAAGAUCUUCAUCUACGAUUCAAAUGGAUGCUCUGCUUGAUGCCAUGCGUUUUCGUGAGGAGCUCGAUCUGCAAGAAAGACAAAGACGACGACUCAUGAAGGCGAAAACUAAAGUGACAGCAUGGCUAUUACGAACGAAUGGAGGUGAGAUGCGUGCAUGGAGAAGCAGUCCUGCCCUGAUCCAACAACGGAGAGGGACGGUCAGUUCGACGAUUUCGGAGAUUCCACGCGUCGUAGUUACAGCAGUUGGAGAAGGAAUGGGUGAAAGGCCAAAGACCCCGUGUUUGUCACUUUUGUACGAUUUCACGGAAGAACAAAACGAGCAUUCGCCAUCGCUUCCUAGAUGUUCUAUAGGUGCAAACGCACCCGCUGAGACCGCUGAGGACAAUAGUAAGGACGUCUUCUAUGAUGAAAUCGAUGUGUUGAUGUCUAAAAUACCAAGCCAGCAGGUCAUCGUUGUCGGAAUCGACGCAAAUGCGAAGAUGGGGCUUGAACAACAAACUGAUGUGCUAGGAAAAUGGUUUCAUCCAGAGCCAGAAAAAGCGUCUGAGAACGAAGUUGCGUCGCUGCAAAAAGACAGCGAAAACGAACGGACGUCAGGAGCGAAAGAGUUUGAAAAGCGGCAAAAUGAAAAGAUGUUAUUCGAGUUCUCAACACUGAACGGAGUGACUAUCGGUGAACCAACCCUUCCAAUCUGGAACUACCACUUCAAGACCCUGCUGAACCGGCAAGUGCUGUCAGUUCCUGAACUCGAGCACGUAGAUAGACCGAAAUGUGCGGUUAACAUGAAAGCACCGACCAAGUCGGAGGUUCUGGACCACAUCCUAAAGAUGGGAAAUCUGGUAAAGACAACGGGAUUAGAAAUGUUGAAAUAUCUUCCUCCGUCAGAGAUUCGUGAAAUCCUCGGUACAAUAUGA